UCCUCUGUGCUGCUGGCACGCAAGCAAGCAGACAGGUCUGCACCGUCCGUGGUUGCCUUUUGUUUGGUUGUUUUGGUUGUUUGCUAGUCAAGCGCUGGUGCCUCCCGCCUCUUACCCUCCCUUCCUCGACAACGGAGUCACUGACGCCAAUCCCGCCCAGUUUCAUUUCAAUCGAGGUACACGCGUGCGCAGUGGCGCUUUGUUUGAUUGUUUGGUUCGUGUGUCUGUUUGUUGUUUGUUCGAGCAGUGUUGUGUAGUGUGUUGUGGCCCGUGUUGCUGGUUGUGGCCCGUGUUGCUGGUCCACACGGCAUUCACUGAUGACCACCAGCAAGGCGGGCGCAAUCUGGCUGUGAAUGUUGUGACGACCGCUGGUGAAGCUGCCAACUCCUCCAAGAAGGAAGUGCGGUGGCCACUGUCCACUUCCCGCCGAAGGCUCCCUGGACUCUUGGUUGAUUUGUGUUGUUCAAUUUGAGACGUUAGGUGGCUGGACAAAGAACAUCACCCACCCUUUACAAACAAACACCCUUUGCAUGCACAAGCACACACAUAUGUGUACGCACGCACACGCGCACUUCCUCAGCAACCAAUCCUAGCUUGCGGGGCAGUGUUUUUUUUUUUCGCCCACCCAUCAUCACAACGCAAUCAGCCUCGAUCGUACAUCAAGCCCACACUCGACCUACACCCCUCCACACACAUUUGUGCAUACACACACACACACACACACUUGUACUCACUCGCUCACCUAUUCACACACACACACACACACGCACACACACACACAUACACACACAAACACACACACGCACAAACACCCACAUACACCCACAUACACCCACAUACAUACUCUCUCCCUUUGUUUUGUUUGGCCUCAGCAGUGCUUGCAGCAGGAGCUGCGUUGCUCCCCCCCCGCAAUACGUAUCAAAAUGGACCCUCGAUUGCCAAGCCUACCGCCGGCGGUGCACGUGCGUGAAAUCCAGGUCGACCUAGCACAAGCAAGCACCGCGGGCCCAUUUGAACACGCGCAAGGUGCUGCGCGGGCGCUGGCCAUCAUUCUCGACACGCCGGCAAAGCGCGUGAAUGUGCUGGACGAGGCGACCGUGCGGGCCCUCGGUGAUGCCGUGACACAGGUCGCACAAAUCAUCGCUGCAGCGCCAGCAGCAGAAGUAAGUGCGAUCAACCGCAGCAGCGGCAACCAAGCCACCACCACCACCAGCAGCAACACCACCAGCAGCAGCAACAACAGAACAACAACAGCACCCGUGGUCGCGGUUGUGUUCUGCUCCGGCAAACCCGACUCCUUCUGCCACGGCGGCGACGUCAAGCUGCAGCAGGGCAUCGGCAGCGAAGAUGACGCGCGCGCCGCGGUCGCUAGCCUCAAGCGCGUUCUCCAGGCCAUCGAGGACCUGCCCGUCCCCACCAUCUGCUACAUCAACAGCGUCACCCUGGGUGGCGGGCUGGAACUGGCGCUCGCGUGCGACUACCGCUUCGCCGCAGACACCGUCAAGCAGAUUGGGCUGCCCGAGGUUAACAUUGGCCUUCUCCCCGGUGCUGGCGGGUGCGUGCGCCUGCCCCGCCUCAUUGGUCUCACCGCAGCCAUGCAGCUCAUCCUUCCAGGCAAGCUCAUAUCCGCCCACCGCGCGAAGAAGCUUGGCGUCAUCACAGAUGUUGUGCCCGCUGGUGGCCGCAGCAGCGGCAGCAGCAGCAGCAACAGCAAUGGUUCACGCGCAUCUGCACACCCGUGGACCUGGGUUGUUGCCCCAUCGCCAUCAUCAUCGUCAUCACCAUCGCAUCCUCCGCAAGAGAUGGUUGCGCACUUGUCCGCGCGCGUGUACCGCCUGCGUCGGCUGGGCGCAAGCAGCAAGUACCCACGGCACGUGACUGGCAACACGUGGCUGGAGAAACAGAUUGCGUACAGCAUGGCUGUCAAGACCAUGGACAAGACUACCCACCGGCUGUACCCUGCGCCAUAUCGCCUGCUGGACGUGGUCAUGCGCUGCUGGGACGCACCGUACACGCGCGCGUUUGACAUUGAGACAGAAGGGUAUGUAGCGCUCGUGUGCACGCACGAAGCCAAGGCGCUCAUGAGCCUGUUUGCCGGCCGCAGCGACCUCAAACACGAGGCAGCAGCCCACUUCCACGCCACCGACACCAAAACCGACACCACCACCACCACCACCAAUGCCACGGUGGAUCGUGUGCUUGUGCUUGGCGCAGGCCACAUGGGUGGAGGGCUCGGCCAGCACCUGCACGCGUGUGGGGCGGAGGUGCUGUUUUUCGAUGCCAUCGAGGCGGCGCUGCCGCUGGCACGGAAGCGACUGGCACGGCUGUACAUGGGGUCGAAGCGGCGCCCCCGCAUGUCUCAGCAGGAGGCAGACCAAAAGGUUGCCUCUAUCUUCAUGUCCACGGACCUUGACGCCUGUCUCGCUGCGCUGUGCGAACCGGCACCCCAUAUCCGCCACCGCGUCGUGCUCGAGUGCUCGCCUGAAGACAUCGCCAUCAAGCACAAGCUCAUUGCCAAGGUGUUGUCGCACGAUCCUUCGCUCAUCUUUGCGAGCAACACGUCAUCCAUCCCCAUCCACCGGCUCGCGGCCGCUGUCGACCAACGCCUGCGCACCAACGUCAUUGGUUUCCACUUCUUCCAUCCCGAGGGCAACAUCACGCCUGUUGUUGAGAUCAUCCCCAUCCGCGGCGUCACCAGCAAUGCAACCGGUGCCGCCAUGGUCCAGCUCGCAGGUGUGAUGAAGAAAGUGCCUGUGGUUGUGGGCGAUGCGCCUGCGUUCCUGCUGAACCGCAUGAGUAUGGCGUGGUACGCAACCGCCGGCGCUGCCGUCGUCCUUGGUGGCGCAUCAGUCCAGCGCAUUGAUGGCGCAAUGAAGGACGCUGGUUGCAUCACGGGGCCCUUUGCCGUGCUGGACUCCAUCACCUUCUCCACCGCCAUCAAGGUGUGCGAGUGCAUGAUGGGCAUGGUGGGUGAUGGCGCCGUUGGUGGGCGUUACCUCCUCCACCUCCUGCAGAAUCUUCAGAUGGCCGGAUGCACGGGCCGUGUCGCCACGGGCGACAGCGAAGGAUUCUACCUUUACCGCAACGGCGUCAGUCUCGGCGUCAACCCAAAGGUCAAGAGCGCGGCGCAAGCAGCGCGUGUCCGGAUUUCGGACCCGGCGUCCACCAACGUUGCCCGCAUGCAACGCCUCUCCACACAGGAUGCCACUGAGCUUCUCCUCUUCUCAACCGUCAACCAGGCGUGCGACCUGCUUGACAGCGGCGUUGCUGCGAGCGCGCGCGACGUGGACAUGCUUGCAGUGCUUGCGAUGGGGAUCCUGCCCCGGUACGGCGGCAUCAUGGCAUAUGCGGAUGUGUUUGGGCCGGCGGCGAUCGUGGAGCGACUGGAGCACUUCAAGCACCAGCUGCCACACAUCACCAUCUCACCCUACCUGCGUAAACUCGCCAAGCAGCAGCGCGAACACACACCAGCAGCAGACAGCAACGCCGGCAGCAGCAGCACCAAACACGAGACUGCAUCCACCACUGCCGCAACCACUGCCAGCAUAUCAUCGCCACCAUCAUCGUCACCGCCGCCUGCGUAUGUGUUCCGCCCCGACCUGCGCGGCAUGCGUGGCCCGCCAUCGGGUGCCGGCCGCGUGUCUUCGUGGUCCCCGGCUGCUGUUGGCGCCGCUGAUGCCGCCAUUGCCGCUGCUGUUGCCGCAGCGUCAGCCUGGCUCAUCAAGCUCACCGCCAAGCUCUGAUGCGGUGUGUGAAGCUGUGGUGGUGUGCGUGUGUGUAUCUGUGUGUGUGUAUCUGUGGUUGUGUCAUUUGGAGAUGCGUGUGUGUCGUUUUGCACGUCCUCGUUGGCUUCCUGCACCGUUGUGCCCUCGUUGACGACUUUAUCACUGCUUUUCCCCAAGUGAGUGCAUUUGCACGGCGGUUCAAUUAAAGUUACAAGCAACACAAGCAA
This is a messenger RNA of Salpingoeca rosetta, 3952 nucleotides long. Its product is annotated as 3-hydroxybutyryl-CoA dehydratase. Gene Ontology annotation, biological process: fatty acid beta-oxidation. Lineage: Eukaryota; Choanoflagellata; Craspedida; Salpingoecidae. The transcript has 5 exons. The coding region runs from base 924 to 3743 and encodes 939 amino acids. Gene Ontology annotation, molecular function: enoyl-CoA hydratase activity; NAD+ binding; long-chain (3S)-3-hydroxyacyl-CoA dehydrogenase (NAD+) activity. The record is from RefSeq and is a predicted model, not a curated record.